Molecule: messenger RNA, 477 nt
Organism: Hydatigera taeniaeformis
Lineage: Eukaryota; Metazoa; Platyhelminthes; Cestoda; Cyclophyllidea; Taeniidae
Source: the annotation of a GenBank genome assembly
AUGACUCAAAAUCUUGAACAGGGUCCCUCAGAGGCAAGGGAUUCAGAACUGACAUCCUCAAAUACGGACGGACUCAUUAUAGGCGGGAGCAUUGUUGGCGGAAGUAUUACCAUUUUGGUACUGAUCAUCUGCUGCUGCUGUAGUGUGCGCUCGCGGAAGUCAAGCAAUGCAAAAGUACUGAAGCCUGUAAACAAACAGACUGGCGGUAGGAUGGAGCUGGGUGUGGCGGAAGAGGCUGUUUGUAAAACGGUGACUGACGAAGCGAUAAAAAAAGGUGGGAGCCGUGAAGCUGAAGCCGCUUCUGAGUUACCUGAAAAGAAAGUUCGAUUCUCCUUUGAGGAUGAUAAGAAGACGACAACUAAUAGCUCUGUAGUCAUGAUGGCUGCGCCUGUUGCCAAACCAACUACAAAUUUGCCCCCCUAUGCCAGGAUUCGAGAAGGUGUGACCUCGCUGUUUUAUUCAAUUGGAACACCAUAG